CUCGCUGAUUGGCUGAUGCCCGGUGACGUCCUCAGACCGCGACGCAGAACGUGGAGGCCGCGGGUCAUGUGGCUGAGCGGCCAGCCGUGGCUGCCAGUUCUCGUACAAGGGUGCUUCAACCUCCGGCGUCUCAUUGCUGUCAGUACUUGGGGUGGUUGUAGGGGUCCGAUGGCGGAAACAUCCUCAACUGGGGCCGAGGCAGCGGCCGGGCUGAAGACUCCAGCUCAACAAAACGGAGACGUUAGUGGCGACGCGAGUGGUGAGCUGCUCUCCGGGAGCCCGGAGCCUGAGGGCCCGGGAGUGGAGCCGGCCCGGGAGGACGGGAAGCCGACCCAAUCGAGCGAGGAGCAGGCCCCAGUUGCAGCUUCAGGCUCAGGCAAGCGUAAGAAGCGACGGGACGCCACCAGAGAGCGCGUCGUGCCACCCCCGAAGAAGCGGCGGGCAGGGGUGAGCUUCGGCGAUGAGCACUUUGCAGAGACCAGCUACUACUUCGAGGGCGGCCUGCGCAAAGUGCGGCCCUAUUACUUUGACUUCCGGACCUACUGCAAAGGCCGCUGGGUGGGCCACAGCUUGUUGCACGUCUUCAGCACCGAAUUCCGAGCUCAGCCCUUGGCCUACUACGAGGCCGCAGUCCGGGCGGGGCGCCUGCACCUCAACGAGGAGCCGGUACAGAACCUCAACAUCGUGCUCAAGGACAAUGACUUCUUGCGGAACAGAGUGCACAGGCAUGAGCCACCGGUCACAGCGGAACCUGUCCGCCUGCUGGCUGAGAAUGAGGAUGUGGUGGUUGUAGACAAGCCUUCUUCCAUUCCUGUCCACCCUUGUGGCCGCUUCCGACACAACACUGUCAUCUUCAUCCUGGGCAAGGAGCACCAACUCAAGGAGCUACAUCCACUGCAUCGGCUGGACCGCCUUACCUCAGGUGUCCUCAUGUUUGCCAAAACGGCUGCUGUCUCAGAGAGAAUUCAUGAGCAGGUUCGGGAUCGGCAGCUGGAGAAGGAGUACGUGUGCCGGGUGGAAGGGGAGUUCCCCACUGAGGAAGUGACCUGCAAGGAACCCAUCUUGGUGGUAUCUUACAAGGUAGGGGUGUGCCGUGUAGAUACUCGGGGCAAGCCCUGUGAGACAGUAUUCCAGAGACUGAGCUACAAUGGUCACUCCAGUGUGGUGCGGUGCCGGCCACUCACAGGCCGCACUCACCAGAUCCGAGUCCACCUCCAGUUCCUGGGACACCCCAUUCUCAAUGACCCCAUCUACAACUCAGUUGCCUGGGGUCCAUCCCGCGGCCGGGGCGGCCACAUUCCCAAAACGGAUGAGGAACUGCUUCGGGAUCUUGUGGCAGAGCACCAGGCCAAACAGAGCCUGGAUGUGCUAGAUCUCUGUGAGGGCGACCUGUCCCCAGGACUAAUAGACUCUACAGCUCCCUCCUCAGAGUUGGGUAAGGACCACCUAGAAGAGUUGGCUGCAUCUGCCCAGAAGAUGGAUGGAGUGGUUGAUGCAGCCCCUCAGGAUCUGGACACCAUGGCCUUGGCACCAGGGAAGGCAGCCGAAACUGAUUUUGUGAAUCAAGAGAUAGACCCUCUGUGUGCAGAGUGCCGGCUGGUGCGACAGGACCCCUUGCCCCAGGACCUUGUGAUGUUCCUGCAUGCUCUCCGUUAUAAAGGGCCUGGGUUUGAGUACUUUUCACCCAUGCCUGCCUGGGCACAGGAUGACUGGCAAGAAGACUGAAGGCUGUGGUUGAGGGACUGCUUCUUGAACUAGAAGACAAAUGGGCCAUGGAAUAGGAGCUGAUCUCAUGGGCUGGUACUCAGGUUUUCUACACAAGUGAGGUUGGGUUCAUAAAGGAUCUGCUUAUACUUGCUACCUCCUUUCCUCUCCCUCUAGCUGGAGUUUGGGAGCUUGUUGGUUUGUAAAUAUAUCCCUUUUUCUAAAA
Messenger RNA from Herpailurus yagouaroundi (jaguarundi), 1930 nucleotides. It is a transcript of the gene RPUSD2, whose product is annotated as RNA pseudouridine synthase domain containing 2. The transcript is spliced from 3 exons. Lineage: Eukaryota; Metazoa; Chordata; Mammalia; Carnivora; Felidae. Gene Ontology annotation, biological process: enzyme-directed rRNA pseudouridine synthesis. Gene Ontology annotation, molecular function: pseudouridine synthase activity; RNA binding. The record is from RefSeq and is a predicted model, not a curated record. Bases 16 to 1725 code for a protein of 569 amino acids.